Paramecium octaurelia is the source of this 1996-nucleotide messenger RNA. The record is from the annotation of a GenBank genome assembly. NCBI's taxonomy places the organism in Eukaryota, Ciliophora, Oligohymenophorea, Peniculida, Parameciidae.
AUGAUCUUUAAUUUUGGAAUUAAUGUUUUUACUUUUAUUAUUUAAAGAAAAUGGAUCAACCUUAACUUGCAAAUUAUUAUAUCAUUUUUAAUGUAUCCUUUAAAGAAAAUUGAGCAUCAAUCAUUUCAUAACUUUAGCUAUACUAACUUAAUUUGGAUCAUUACUAAAUUAUUACUUUGCUAAAUCCCUUCUUUAAUAUCUAAAUCAGAUAAUAUUACAAUCUGGGGUUUAUUGAUAAAAAAAAGGGUACAAUUAUUUUUCAACGGCUUCAAGUAUGUUUGAUGAAGAAAGAUCAACCAAGAUGAAUCUCCUUCGAAUGUCAAAAUGGAAGCUGUACUUACGCAGAAGGAUUAAAAAAUUCAUUGAUUUAAAGUAUUCAAUUCAAAGUUCAAUCCGGAAAUAGGAGUAUAACUUGAAAUACGAUUCAAUAUAAAAUUUGUGAUACUGGAAUUUGCAACCAGGAUAGAGAUGCUUGGAGAAGUGGGUUUAAUUGCAGUUGCAAAUCAAGGAUAGGAUAAUGCUAGUUAACUUAAUGGGACAAGAAUGGAUAAAGAGUGGGAAACGCUUCAGGUAGGGUUAAAUUGGUCAUAUCAGCAUUGAAUAUUAAUAAAUGAUAAUUAUUUUUAAUUACCUAAUCUCAAUCGUGCUAUGUGAAUUUCAAAAUGGGUAUUAUAUAGAUAAGAAUGAGACAAUAAAAAUAUUUCACGGACUCAAUCUUAAUGAUUAUCCUUUAACAAAAAUAAGCGACGAUGAUUUAAUUGCACUUUCAAAAAGUGGAUUCAAUCUUCUAAGAAUUUCUGUUUUCCUUGAUCAACUAAUCCCUUAAAAGCCUACAUCUCAAAACAACGUAACUUACAAUUAAACAUAUUUAACUGAUUUGGAACACAUUGUUUAAUAAGCGAAGAAAAAUAAUUUUUCUGUUAUUUUGGUUGCAGAUCAUGUAUUGCUGAGCAAACAAUUCUGUGGAUAUGGAUUUCCAGAUUGGGCAAUUCAAAGGACAAACUUUCCAGUUCCUUAUGAUAAUUAUGGGAAAAUAAAAUUUGAUCUGUAUCCCAACAAAGAUUAAUGCUCCACGAAUUUUGAUUCAUUCCUUAAAACUGACGAUGUGGGCAACAAUUUCGAAAGCCUGUACAAGAACGCAAACAACUUAACUGAAUACUUUGGCUUAUUUUGGUAAAAGAUAGCUGAAAAGAUGAAGAAUGAGGAGAAUGUCAUUGGGUACGACCUUCUGAACAACCCACAAUGCGGUAAUUAUCAUAGGACGUACUAUUAAUGCAUAUGGCCAGGGUGGAACAAUAGACAAUUGAUAAUGCCAUUCUAUUAGAAGGUGAAUUCGUACAUAAGGGAAGUGGAGAAAUCGAAAAUUGUAUUCUAUUAGACACAAGACACAGAUUUUAUAGGGUCAGGAUUCGAUGACAAUAUCAAUGGAAAUGAAUAUCGCAAGAAAGAGGCCUACAGUUAUAGAAUCAACUACAAAUCGGAUUACUUCAAGGAAUUAGCAACAAAUCUGAACUAUUAUUCCAUGUGGCUGGAAAUUCACGUCGGUAAACAUGCCUAAGUUUCAACAUUCUUGUCUGAAUUCAGUGGCACUGAUGAAUAUCUGUUAAACCGAUUACUCAAUUAUGCAGAUUAUUUCCAAUCCUCUUGGUAAGAUAUUGUGUUUAUAUUGAAGGACAUACAAGGGAAGCAUAUAGCAAGCACUGAAGUUGGAUGCAUUAAAAAGACCGUAUGCUUAAUCCAUUUGUGCAGAAUAAGUUUUCCAUCAUCAAUACGAUUCAAUCAAUCAAGUAUUUAAAUUGUAAUUCAAAUUCAAAAGUGCCUGCUCCACACUUUUGUUUCUGCCUUACGAUUACGGAUAUUCGUGUAGCAAUUGCAUUUUGAGAUAGUACGACAAACGAAUCUUCGAGAUCAAACUGACAAUAAGUAAUUAGCAAUAACAGCAGGUGAAUAUAAUCAUAUGGAGGAAAAAAGUGUGAUAUUCAUUAAUAUAUAUGGG